UCAACUUUCAACAUGAAGGCCGCAACCAUCUUUCUAGUCGCAGUGACUGUCCUCACUUUAUUCCUGGAAUAUUCCACCGCACGGAAUCCACCAGCAAGCGAGCUCUCCAACACUAAAGGUGACAUCAUCGAAAUUACAGAAUCGUUUAGACAGCUUGUCUACAAAGCCAUUGAUGGCUGUAAAGAUGGUUUGGCUAAUGCACAAAAUAUUGUAGGAGAGGAAUUGCCGAAAGCUACUGGCGAUAAGAAAGUAGCUCUAACUGAUUUCAAUACCUGGCUGUAUGAUUAUUUGACAAUCAUUAUUGAUGUAUUACCAGACCAAAUGAUCGCUGCAAUGGAUAGCGGUUUGGUUGGUGACCUGAAACAGAUUAAAGCUGAUAACGCUAAAGCUAUUGAAGACACCACGGAGUAUAUGGUUGGUUUCAACAAAGCGAUGCCAGAUGGGGAGGUGAAAGAUAAUUUGAAUCGGGCGAUUGAUGGCCAAGUUUUGUAUAACGCGAACGUGGUUGGUGACGCACUUGACGAUUUACUAAGCGGUUUGUAGAUAUAGGCGGAUGAAAUCUUUAUUCCCACACAAAGUAAGAAACGUAACAAACAGAGCAAAAGAAAAAUAAUUUGUGCACUGUAUGCCUAUCUCCUAUCAUAUUAAAUGUCCUAAAAAUUUGUUACAAUACUUAACAGGGCUCUCUCCGUCACUCGCUUC
This is a messenger RNA of Maniola jurtina (meadow brown), 702 nucleotides long. RefSeq lists its product as uncharacterized. The coding region runs from base 13 to 543 and encodes 176 amino acids. The transcript has 2 exons. NCBI's taxonomy places the organism in Eukaryota, Metazoa, Arthropoda, Insecta, Lepidoptera, Nymphalidae. The record is from RefSeq and is a predicted model, not a curated record.